AUGCCGACCUAUUCAGAGGACGGCGAUGGCAUAAUGGGGGAAAGUACCUAUGAGAUCCUCACAGACUCUACCCUCCUUACAGAUGAUGAAGAUGAUGCAUCAUCGGUUGCUUCUUUGGACGAUAACAGUGAAGAAGAAGAAGACAGUGCAUCUGCCGAAGAUGCUGAGUCUCUCGCAGAGUUUCCUGUCGAGACACAACAUAACGAUCCCCAUCCAGGAAUCCCAGCAUUCGGUGGGCUAGACGAGCAGCCCCUCGAAUGUAGUGGAAUGACCAUGAAAUCGGACGGAUCAAUCUCAGAGCAGAUUACCUUUGAGGAACCGGAAGAGUUUGCCGGCGAACAAAUCUCGGUCAGCCACAGUAUCUGCAACUUCAACGAGGCUGAGACUAGCGAGAUCAAUACUCACAUUCGGAUCGAAGAACCUCCACCAACAAAGCUUUUUGCUACCGUCCGCCAGACUAUGAGCAAGUCUCAGCUUAUCAUGAAUGAACCAUUCCGUGUUCUUUAUAUCGGAUCCACAGUGGCCAAGGAUGACAUAAUUACAAAGCUAGGUGGUGCCUUGGCUGUACCCAUUACAGAAUCGACAAGCUCUCUAAGCUCUUGGGAAUCUGGAUUAAAAGGUUCCCGUUUCAAUGUCAUUCCUGUUUCCUCUUUCGGAACUCGUAGCUGCUCACCUGAGGUCGAACUUGUCGAGUCCUUCGGCGUGGAGAUGGCUGUAGACGUGUGUACCACUGCAAAGUCUUCCAAACGGGAGGGUCGUCCGGACACCAUCUGCCUAUGGUUGAACGGUAAUCAGUCGGUGCAAUCUACCUAUGGCGAGGAUGGUCCUGAGAUCACAACUCCUGGAUGGAAGCUCCCUCACCUUGCAGUCGUCUUCUCUUCGGAUGACGAUAAUACACAAAGAAGAAUGACCAGAGUCUAUGCAAGGUCCUUCAUGGCUAGGCAUUCCGUCCCGACUCUUGUUAUCUCACAGAAUACGCUUUAUCAUAAGCCCACCGAGAAUUUCGCCCUCGACACGCGAAGUGUGCAUAUGUGUCUCGAAUCCCAAUCGGAGUCGAAAUAUGGUAACUUGGUGCAUAAACGUCUUCCUGUUGAUCUGUCCACUUUCCUCAAUCUCGAUGUUCGCCAGUUGAACCGAAACUUGGCUUGUAUCACUGGCAUUUCUUCAAGCCAGGAAAUCUCUCCAGCGCCAGUUGGCAGAACGCAAAAAACCCCUCACCGUCAAGACGGUAGCGCUACGGGCUCCUUGUACUGGAUCCGUGAGCAGAAGCGUGAUGAUUUGUGGAAGCUGUUCCUUGUUGGUUGGGUGUUUGUAUGUGGGCUUGCUGGUGCGACGUUCGCAAUCGCAUAUAUGAAGUUUUCGAAGUCAUCCAUGGAAGUGGAGGACGUCACAGAGACUGUGAUCAAGGCUGUUACUGCGAUCACGGCUUCCUCUACGGCAACCUUGGCCAUCCCCACAUCAAUUUCGGCAUUUACGUCUAUUUAUACCGCGAUGCAGUCUGCCCCAAGUAUUUCUACAGCAUGCGGGCCAAAGAUGGACAUUUCGAGUCUUAUUUAUGACUCAUCAUUGCUCUCGUUGAACGAAUCUGACCAAUUCAGCAUUCAUGUCAUCGGUGACAAUCAUAUACUUGUACGUCCUCCGCAAAAGUACUUGCUUCUCAAGAAACCGCCAGCCCUUUUCGUCGAGGUUACCCGAGGCGGUGCGAAGAUCGAAGCCGAGCUCUCGAAACCUUUCGAUGGGGUUUAUACCUUGAAGCUGGAUGCCGAGGAGGCUUGGGGUCUAAUGAACGUUUCGCUCUGGACGAAGCAAAAGCCUGUGAUGAAGGAAACCCUCGAGGUUGACUUUGGGUCUCCAUGGCUUAAGCUUUCGGGAUGGAAGAAGGUUGCUGGGCAGAAGAAGACGGAGUUACAGACUCUCAUUGAACAGGCAAAGACGGACGCAAACCGCAUCGCAAGCGACUUCAGCCAAAUCGCAGGGCAACAGGCAUUGGAGGUCAAGGGCCUGGUGGUUGCAAAGGCUAGAGAGCUUACCAAAGGCGUUUCAAAGAUUUACCGAGGCACACGGGAGAUCAAUGUCAAGCGUCUUUUCAACUCCGCGCCCCCUUCGGUCUAUGUACAGACAGCCCAGCGCCAGGCAAAGAACGUUUGGGAAAAGAAGGUCGCAGAUAUGGCUGAGACCACAGCGGAAGCUAAGAAGCGCGGUUGGUUGCGGAGAUGA
Morchella sextelata is the source of this 2217-nucleotide messenger RNA. RefSeq lists its product as uncharacterized. Lineage: Eukaryota; Fungi; Ascomycota; Pezizomycetes; Pezizales; Morchellaceae. The record is from RefSeq and is a predicted model, not a curated record. The transcript is spliced from 2 exons. The coding region runs from base 1 to 2217 and encodes 738 amino acids.